Molecule: messenger RNA, 292 nt
Organism: Trichomonas vaginalis G3
Lineage: Eukaryota; Parabasalia; Trichomonadida; Trichomonadidae
Exons: 1
Source: RefSeq, a predicted model, not a curated record
AUGGAAGGACUCGGAAUACCAGAAGGAUUUGACGAGGCAAUUUACCUUAUAGAGAUAAAUGAAGUUGUUAAGCAGUACUUGCGCAGGGUAAUGAAGCCCAAGGUCAAGUUCACCGCUAUUUCUGGAAGGGCUGCCUUGAAUCUCGAGACUUCGACUGGAAUUCCAAUUCAAAUACCAGAAAAAACUCCUUUCGACGACAUAAAGGACGCCAAAAGAGAAACUCUUGUUAAGUUCCUAAACAAACGUCCUUGGAUAAAAAUACCAAACAAGGAGAACCCCCUACCCCAUAUGA